Molecule: messenger RNA, 790 nt
Organism: Zootermopsis nevadensis
Lineage: Eukaryota; Metazoa; Arthropoda; Insecta; Blattodea; Termopsidae
Source: RefSeq, a predicted model, not a curated record
GGCGCCCUUCCAGUUCAAACAUAUACCUAGUCUUCAACAACAGUGUUCAAAUUAAUUGUAUAUCACUUUAUGCAGAGAAUUAGCAUCCCCGUAGAUAGAAAUCACUGUGUAUUUUUCUUUCUAAAUAAAGGACUGAAGGUUUAGAACAACGAUGCGGCGAUUUGUGAUCACGCUAUUUCUCGUCAUUACCACGGUUCUGACGGUCACGACGGCAGCGUCACCUAACAACGACCAUGCCAACGAGUACGAUUAUGAAGACGAAGGUGAGCCGGCGCCAGCUCCUGUCACACCGGCAGCUGGCAGAGGCAGAUUAUCGCUUCUAAACACACGUGGCCAGAGGGGUCCUUCGCCCCUUAUUGGCAGCCGGGGAACUGCGGCAAAGCAGCAAACAACAGCAAAGCCUGUGGAACCUCCCCCAGAACUGGUGGAGUCAGAAGACCUGGAGGAAGAGGUAGAAGAAGGACAAGACGACAUUCCUGCCACCACCACAACUGAAGCACCCAAGAAGACCCUGGUUCGUGGAGGUGUCAGACCUUUCAGAAGCAACGACGAACUUCUGGCGGCCCUGAAGAGAAGGCGAGAGCAACAGCUGCACGGUGGCUCACCCAAAGUGGUACAAGCAUAUCCCACCCCGUCUUCGGUCUUACCAGCGGAAGAGAUCAAAUCAACCCGCAGUACAAGCAACAGUCAGCAGAACUCUGCUAGCAGCAGCAGGCGACGGUUCAACAACAAGGCUCAGGCAUUCCAUCUCGAGAUUGCUUCAGGAACACUGCAUACAAAAGAUAGAUAA